AUGCCGGUACCCUUUAUCGGGCGCUUGAACCCGAUCGAGUAUAUCGCUCUCGUCGGCUCCUUCUGCCUCGUCGGCCUCGAGGCCAUCAUUCGCAUCCUGACCCUCGCCCUGCCAACCUCGCUGCUGUCACUCUUCUACGCAGCUUCCCGGCGCCUCUUUAACCGUUUGACGUCACUUGAAUCGAAACAAGCAGAGGAAAAACAAAAGUCUAUAUCGACGUCCGUUAGGAAUGCGUCCGACUUUGUCGACCUGUGCGCCACUUUCGGCUACUACGCCGAGGAGCAUGUGGUCCAAACCAAGGAUGGCUAUCUGCUAGGCGUUCAUCGCCUGGCAUGGCGCAAGGGCGAGGAGGACUUGAAAGUCAACAGUGGACCGCAGAGCCUCAAGAAGAAAGUCAUCUACAUGCACCACGGGCUGCUGAUGAACAGUGAGGUUUGGGUCUGCCUCACAGACGCCCAGCGAUGUCUGCCGUUUGUCUUGGUUGAACAAGGCUACGAUGUCUGGCUGGGCAACAACAGAGGCAACAAGUAUUCCAAAAAGUCUGUCAAGCACUCGCCCUCCAGCCUCGACUUCUGGAACUUCUCCAUCGAUGAAUUCGCUUUCCACGACAUCCCAGACUCGAUCGCUUACAUCUUGGAGUCCACCAAGCAGCCCUCGCUGUCCUAUAUCGGCUUCUCUCAAGGAACGGCUCAGUCGUUUGCGACCUUGGCUAUACAUCCCAAGCUCAAUGAACAAGUCAAUGUGUUUAUUGCGCUGGCGCCUGCCAUGUCGCCCGCUGGCUUGUCGAAUGGGAUCGUCGAUGCUCUGAUCAAAGCAUCUCCCCAAGUCCUGUUUCUCCUGUUUGGCCGCCGCUCGAUCUUGGCCUCGGCAACCAUGUGGCAGUCCAUUCUCUACCCGCCCAUCUUUGUCCGCGUUAUCGACAUGGGUCUUGACUUCCUCUUUGGCUGGAAGGCGAAGAACAUUUCCAUGUCGCAGAAGCUGGCCGCCUACCCGCAUCUCUAUUCUUUCACGAGCACCAAGUCGGUAGUGCAUUGGUUCCAGAUCAUCCGCAAUCAGUCUUUCCAGAUGUACGAUGACGACGUACACCCGCCAUUGACCACCUCGAGCAAGUACACCAAGGUGGCCAAGUAUCCAACACGCAAUAUCAAGACACCCAUCGUCCUCGUCUACGGCGGCAGCGAUUCUCUAGUCGACAUCAAGGUCAUGCUGCGCGAGCUCCCGAAACGGACGGUGGCCACGGAGAUUCCUCCAUACGAGCAUCUGGACUUCUUGUGGGCUACCGAUGUUGACACCCAGGUCUUCCCGCACGUCUUUGAUGCCCUGGACAAUUUCACGGACGCUGAACACACGAGGGAGGAGUAUGAGAGUUACCGCCGCGCACGCAACGCAAGCUUGGGUGCAUCCGCUUCUUUCCGCCACCAAUACCGGGGUAGUGAUGCUGUUGACGCGGACGCAGCAACUAUGCUUUCUAUGGGUCAGCUUGACAACAGAAGCGAUCCGGCGCUGGCACAUCAUGCCCGUGAGGGCUUCGUUACCCCAGAGUCGCCGUCCACAGAUACCUCAGGCACGACCUUGACCUCACAAGCGCCCGAGAGCGGCCGUCGCGUUGCCUCUUCGUUGCAAGUGGAGACAAGAACACCGGAGACCCCUGAUCGGACGGGCUCUUGGACUGGGGCCGAUGGUGUCGCAGAACAUGCGACUCGAGAGCCCGAUUCAUCCACACCCUCACCGACAAGGCUGCCAGACAGUGCGAAGAGAGUCUACAACCGACGGGGAAGCGCGGCCAGCAACCUGAGCUUUGACUCUACCAAGGACAGAAAGGGCAGGAGUGGCGGUAUCCGCGUUGGUGCGGCAAAACCCGUCGGUGGUGUUGUCACGGGCGGGAGUGCUAGCAACCUGACGGGCAGCAGUGACGAGGGGAGCCGAAAGAGGAACGGGCGCUAG
Messenger RNA from Neoarthrinium moseri, 1944 nucleotides. RefSeq lists its product as uncharacterized. The transcript has 6 exons. Lineage: Eukaryota; Fungi; Ascomycota; Sordariomycetes; Amphisphaeriales; Apiosporaceae. The coding region runs from base 1 to 1944 and encodes 647 amino acids. The record is from RefSeq and is a predicted model, not a curated record.